This is a messenger RNA of Stylophora pistillata, 7213 nucleotides long. RefSeq names its product zinc finger C3H1 domain-containing protein. The record is from RefSeq and is a predicted model, not a curated record. Gene Ontology annotation, molecular function: protein binding. Gene Ontology annotation, cellular component: exosome (RNase complex); nucleus. Gene Ontology annotation, biological process: RNA processing. NCBI's taxonomy places the organism in Eukaryota, Metazoa, Cnidaria, Anthozoa, Scleractinia, Pocilloporidae.
UGUGCAAAAUGGCGGUGAAGGAAUUCUUACAUGGUCGAAGUUGAAACGAAAUUAACGGUGAUUGUAAUCUUUUACGAACUUUAUGGCAUCGGAGGAUAGAGGAUUAGAACUGGAGGAUGGGGAAAUCAACGACCUUGAAGAUGGUGAAAUAGAUGAAGAUGUACCUCCAGCAAGGGAGUCAAAUAACAACGAUUUGUCCCUCUUAUUAGGACAUCGUCAUGAUCAGCACUCAAUACAUGAGCAGUACCCAAGCGAUAACUCAUUUGAAACGAAGAAUCGUGACUUUGGAUUUCAAAAUUCCAACCUCCCACCUGGUUGGUGGGAAACACGAGGUGGAUCUUUCGGCUCUUUUCGGGGAAGAUUUCCUCGACACAGAGGCCGGGGGAGAGGGAAAGUAUUUCGCGGAAAUGGACGAGAAAAAACUUAUCCCGCGAAAAGAGGAAAUUCACGCAGACCUUUUCUUCGAAGACCUAAUUUACCUUAUCCCUUGCCCACUGAAAGACCAAGAUCUCCAUACCCUGAUGAAAGAUUACCCUUGUACACAGAGAGUGAAAGAGCAAGGAUUGUAUCUCCGUUUGAAACCAGACCACGCCCACAACUUGAAGAAAGGAGGCAAGUGUAUUUGGAAACUGAUCGGCCAAGGCUGCCUCGUCCAUCAACUUCAGAGAGACGUGUACAAAGAUUACCUCUAAUGGAGCUAGAGGAGAAAUCACGACAAUUCCAUAGCGAAUCAAGUCCUUCAGCUCCUGAUGUCCGUGAAGAACAACCUGGAAGAGUGCCAUCCCCUUUUGAUGAGGAGGUUGAUGAUUACAGGAUUCUACUACAGCGUCAUCGCCUGAUUCAACAGCAGCUUGCUGCUCUUGAGAAUCAGGAGAACUCAUCACUGGGUGAUGAUACUAUCAUUGAUGACACUUUCAUAGAUAUUCCUGUGGAUGAUUCAAAACCUGAUUUGGUGCUAGAAAAUGAAAGGAGCCAAGAAAAUUUUGAUAGUAGUAGACAGGAUGGUUUUUAUUUAUCAGAUGAUAUGAAUCUGCAACACAUGGGAAGUGGUAAUGAAAUUGAGGAUUUGGAGAAGGCAAAUGAAAUAUUGGAUAAUGAAUCUACUGCUGAACCAGCACAACCAAAACCAUUUCUCCCUUUCAAAAUAAAGGCCCUAUACAACAAUGUACCCUCAGUCAAAGAAUUAAGCCAAAAGGAUCUGGAACAAUGGAAGGUAAAGGGAGGCAAUUCAACUGCAAUGGAAAGUGGUAGAGCUGAUGAACUGGAAAGAACUAGAAAGAGUGAACCAAUGUCUAAGAUAAGGAAAAAUCGCAAGAAGAGAAAGAGAAAGGUUUUGCAAGGAUCAGUGCAAAAUAGUGUUAACAGUCAAAAGCCUAGAGCUGCUGGUUCUAAUCAAGGCGCACAUGUUGAUCCUCAUAAUGAAUUGGAGGCAAGACUCUUUUCCCUGGCCGGAAGCUCUGUUCCAGUUGAGUCUAACAGUUCAAGGGAGGACAUCAACAAGAAACAGGAGCGACGCGAGAGGCUUAGGCAGUGGCAGGAAAAGAUGAACAAUGACAGGUUUUCUGACCAAAAAAAUCAACAGGGAAACAAAGGACGAGGUAAAAAAAAGAUGGCCAAACCAGCCAAAGGCAGUAGAAGAAGUUCCAGUUUAAAGGUAGCUGAAAAUGAGAUGGGAGGGGACAGAGCCUCACUCAGAGAAGGAGUGGAUCCUGCUUUGUUUGAAAAUGAUGACUACUUUGAAAUACCCAUGGAUGUGGAGAGCGAUUCAACAGAUGGCCCAGCUCUGCCAUUAAUAGAUGAACCAGCUGAAGAUUUUCCUCCACCACCCCCACCCUUACCUAGUGGAGAAUCAGCAGCUUCUGUUUAUAUGGAUCCUGGGCAGCCUGCACUUAUGAUGUAUCCACCAGGAUAUUUCCAGAACUAUGCCGACUGGUUUGCUGGUUCAGCUCCAUUAAUGACAGCAGGCCAUGAAGACCAACAGUUUCAAUAUCAAGAGUUUUUGGGCAAAGAGUCACAUCCAUUAGAAGUUGGGACCACUAAGGAGCUGCCACAGGUUGACAGUAGGGACGUGUCGAGUCAAGAAAACUCAGAUGAGGAUGAUGAAGUUGCCCUUAGGGAACAGCUGUUGAAAUCUUUAGCAGUGAAAAGGAAGGCCAAAAUUGAUGCUGGGAAGGGGGAAGAAUCUGCAAAGAAUGAGUCAGGUCCCAGGAGUCCAAGCACAAAGGUGUCAAAAAUAACAACUAACACAGUACAACCAGUUAAACAGCAACAAGAUUCCAGACAGGUGACAUUUGCUGCUCCUCCAAAACAUGAUCCGGUAGUAAUUAAGCUAGGUGAGGAUUCUGACACAGAUGAAUCUGAUGCAUCUGAUACAGAAUUUGUCAAAAAAGCUGCCCCAAACAAGAAAAAAUCUGUCGGUGGGGGCUUAUUUGGAGGACUAGAAAUGAUGAUCAAGGAAGCUAGGAAGUCUGCUGAGGCCUCUAAAGUGAAAGCAACAGAAAAAUCACAAGCUGGCGAAGGAAUACAGAAAGGAAAAACAGACCAGCAGCCACCAGAACCAACAACUCCAGAUGCAAUGGCUCACAUGCCAGAGCAAAUGAAGACAGAGUACAAAAGACUGAAGGAGCAACUAGCCUUGCAUGAGAGUAAAACAAGACAGCCACUUACUACUGUCAAUCAGGAAAAAGAAGCCAUGUUGUCACCAGCAACACCUGAAAACGAAGAAAUAAAUGAGAUAAAAGAGGAUGACAGUCAUUUGAAAGGACUGCACAGUUUUGUCACCAGCUGUGAAGAGAAUCUCAUUAAACACAAGAAGUUUAUCCAGAAAGAAAAGGUCACUCUGAAUAAACUUUUGAGUGAGCUUCUCCAAAAAAAGCGUUCCCUCGAAGCCCAAGAGGAAAAUGUGCGCAAACUUCAGAAGGAACUUGAGGCCGCACAGAAAGUUAGUCUUGCAAAUAAAAUGUUAAUGAAUAAGCUCCGAUCAAGGACAAAGCUGGUAAAAGACAGACUUGGCAAGAGACAGCUCGCUGCAAGUACUUUUGAAGAGGAACUUCUCAGAGCUAAAAGUAUUAUUUCGGCAGUGAAAAGGAAAAUGCCCAUGGCAGGGGAAGCAGGGUCUGGGCGGAAUAGCCCUCAAAUGGAACCACUGGGCAAUGUUAGCAAUGAGAACCAGAAAUUCACAAUUAGUCCAACUGCUGCUUGGGAGAUCAAAAAUUCGCUGGAAGCAAAGUUUGAAAAACUGUCCACCUUCAUCAAACAGGAUACAACAGAGAAGAGAAAACUUGAAGCCAGCGAAUCAUCCUCAGAAGCAACUUUGGCCAAGAAAGCAAAGCAAGUACUCAUAACACCUCAAGGAAGUCCAACACAUUCAGCAACCACUACUCCAAGGAAAUCAGCUGUGGCAGAACGUAUUGCUCAGGAAAAAGCCAGGCUGAAAAAACUUGAGCAUGAAUUAUCUGAAAAACUCAAACAGUUUGGAAGAGAGCGUGAAGGCGACAGAGGCUCUGCUUUUAAUGCAUCAGAAAAAAUACUUCAGAGUAGCAAAGACAGUUCUGAUGUCAAGACGAUUGGGAAAGAGGAGAAAAAAAAUGAAUUUGGAACAAGUUGUGAUAAUACAAGUCAUCUUGAUUCACAGGAACAAGGUUUUGAUUCAAGGGAAGCCAGUGGUCAGUUUUUCCCUGGUGCAAAGGAGGUCACACCUUUAACAGAGGGCAAAACACCAAUAACAUUUGAGUUGCAGAUGACUACCCAGCAAUUGGAACAUGUGAGAAAGUUGCAGGCUGAAAGGGAAAAGAUAGGUCCUCAGUUUCCUGCUUGCACUCUUGAUGUUCCACUGACAGCUGAUCAGCACUCUACCCUCUGUGUUUGUUUACCCUUUGGUUACGAACUUAAAAGUAUUGCGAGAGACCAGGACAACAUGACAGAGAGGGAGGACCGAAGCACUGAAUUAGCAGUGGGAGAGCUCAGAAGAAUAAAUGAUUAUGAAGCAACUCCAGUUCCCUUUGGAAAAUACCACAGUAACUUGCUGCACUUCAAGUCGUACAGGUUAAGCCCAUAUUUCAGACUCCAAGGUGGAUUUUCCCUUACUUCUUUAACAUUUUCCAACAAAGUGGAUCCUACGUGGCCUCUAUGCAACUUUGACUUGCAAGGCAAAUGUAAUGAUGAGGACUGUAAAUUCCAACACUUCGUCAAAUGCAAGUUGUCACAAGAAGAAAUACUUCAUGAUCUGGCAGCAUACAAUCCAAACCUCACUGUAGAUUUUAAAGAUGUGGAGGAGAUGCAAGAGAGUGUUGAAACUUUUACAAAAGCUUUCACAAAACAAUAUCAAGACAAAAUGUCCUGGGAAGAACUUUGUAUUUUAUUAGUGAAUGAUGUGAGGAAGUGCAGGAAAGAAAAUGGACCUUUUAACAUUUCCCUUCAACCACGCACUUGGAAGCUUCAAAAAACUGAUAAGAAAAAGAUUGAAUAUGAGACCGAUGUAGAAAUUGCCGAUAAAGGCAAGGGAAUAAUUUUUUCUAGCAAAGACAAAGUUCAUGGUGUAGCAUCCAAGAAUAGCAAGUCUGCUGUGGGACAUCAACAUAGGGUGUCUGGUGAGGAAAGUCAAGAAAUACGCUACUUUUUGGAGGAGUACAACAACAUUGAAUCUCUUGAAGCAUCAUUAGAAAAUUCUCCCGGUGAUGUGGCUUUGUGGCUCAAGUUGGCAAGGUUGAAACUUCAUGAAAAUAACAGCACGGUUGAGGGGGAGAAGGAGGAUGCUUACAACAAUAAUGUCAUGCAAGCACUUAGUACACUUUCCAGGGGCUUGGAGGAAAAUAAUCAGUCAGAGGAGUUAUGGCUAGAGUACUUGGAGUUAUAUUCAUCACAGAGCAGCAGAGAGGAGCUUAACGAGAUCUGUGACCAAGCUGUGGAGUUUUCACCAACCUAUAAUGUUUGGUGGAAAUAUUUGGAGUAUUCGCGAACGUACACUGACAAGCGGAAUGUUUGUUUACGUCUUAUCGCCUUUCUGACAAUGAAUCCUAUUGAACCAGUGGAGCUUCAUUCUCACUUUGUCCUAGAAACAUUGCUUUACCUCAUUCAACUAGAACUGUAUUCUGGACAUUAUGCCUCUGCAGUGCUUGUCUUUAAAUCGGCAUUAACCAAGAGAACGCACGGAUGUAGCGAUGUUCCAGAAUUGUCCAGCUUUCUAUUGGCCUCAGACUAUUGUUGUGCUUGGUUAGCGUACAUUCAUGUGGUUGAAUUCCACCGUCUUCCUUCCCCAUGGUUUGAUCCUAGUCAUGGUGAACCUUCCAAGAUGGUGACAAAGGAAGACUUUGUUUUCCCGUGGAAACUAUCGCAGCAAUCAAGAGUCCCCGGAAAGAAGUUGCUGGUGUUGUUUCAAGAUGCAUUGAAAGCUUGUGGUGAAGUAACAAAACCCCCCUUUGACAAAUUUACCAUCUGCCUUCCACUGUACAAGAACCUCUUGGCUUUGGAGAGAGCAUAUGGAAGAGUUGACUCUGCUAGAGGAAUCUGUCGCCAUCUGCUAAAGGACCAUCCAUCUACAGUAGUGCUAUGGCAGUGUCUUGCAGCACUUGAAGACUCGCCAGAGAAGGGUGGAAAGGUAGAACAGGUGUACAUGGAGGCGCUAGACAAGUGUAAAGCCAGUACUGAGUUGUCGUACAGUGCAGCACGCUUUUACCUUCAGCAGAAUGAAGUCCAGAAGGCCAUAUCAGUUCUUAUCAAGAGUGUUCUUAACAAGUUUGCGGCAAAGAUUGACUCGCAGGGAUGUGAGGUACAAAGUCUGGCUGCUGUUUCUUCAGAGGACCAGACUGGUGAUCCUGUGGCCUUAUAUCGUCGACUUUUAUCCCUCCCCCUUCCCUAUGACUACAAGUGUCCACCUCUGUUACCAAAUGUUGAACCCCAAAGUCUAGGCAAAGAAAAGGUGUUUCUCUGGUUAUCUUAUUGCUUGUUACUAGAGAUUGCUCCUCCAACAAAUACUUCAUGGGAUGACUUAACUCCUGAGUCAGCAUUUGAAACUGCUGUGCAUAGCCCUCUACCAAGACAUGACGUGCAGGUACUGUGGACUGAAUACCUGUUCUACCAGAGAUCCAAAGCGUUACAAGAAAGACACUCCACGGACGAGUUGGUUGAUAGGUGUUUAAUGUCUGUGAGUACUAGCAACGCUCUGCCUCACUCUUCAAGCGUUUUCUGGCGGGAUUACAGAUUUCACAAUCAAAUUAUCAGUUUGUCUUUGAGCUGUCAUCCUCAGUCAUCCUGGUCAUCUGUAUUUCAAAAGUACUUGACGAUUUUUCCUGGGAAUGUUAUAUUAGCAAUACGGGCCUGUCAACAUGAGGUAGAGGGUAAAAAUUACGACCAAGCCAAAAGGAUCGUUACAUCCUCCCUCUUAAGCAACCCUUACAGUAUAAGCAUGUGGAAAGUUGCCAUUUCUAUUGAGCUAAAAAGGAAUUGUGUGAAGGAGGCGCGUAAGAUGUACCAUCAAGCCACAGAAGUUUUACCAUUUGCCGCAACUAUCUGGAAAGAUUUUUUGAUGUUUGAGCUUGCUCGAAGUGGCGAUGGAUCCGCCGUUCAAGAGAUUCUGGCGAAGAGCCGAGAAAUCGGUGUCAAACUUGAGGAGUUUUUGAACACUCUUUUGGGUAAAUGAGUGAUCACGUUGCACUUUUCGACAGGGGAUCGUUUUAAAACGAAAAAUCGUGGUUUAAAACUUGGUUGAAUUGAAAUCUCGUCAAUGUGACAAGGUGUACUGCUCCAUUUCGGACACCACCAGGGUUGAAACUGUAAAUGGAGUCAAUUUUUACUGUCUAGUUAAAUUUGGAUUUCAGUGAGCUGCAGAAAGGUAAGGUGGAUUGAAACAUGAUUAAUUUUCCGCUUCCAAGCAGAAUAAGAAUGAAAAACCACAGGAAUCAUUUGAGUUUACGCAAAGGAUUUGUUGUUACUCACGAUAAUCACUAUUUAUAUAGUAGAAAAUUAUAUAUUUUUUGUAUUUUUUCCAACUUUUCUAUGUGCAUUUAGGUUUCUAUAAUUACCAGGUGUCGCAUAUGAUUUCAGUCCGUCAAAGCUCGAACAUCGGCAUGUGUUAUUAAAGACUGAACUAGUUACCGCGAAUGAUAAUUUCAGUCAGAUGCAGUUGUCUUCAGUAGCGAAUGAGUCAAUUGUCUUUUUGACAAAUUACCGUAUUUCUUAGUUGGUUUUUUAAUUUAUUAAAGGAAACAGGAACAGA